AUCGGCAUUACAGCAUUACAUGCAAUACUGUACGCAACAAGUGAAAACAUCUUCUGAACUAAAAACCAAGGUCACUAUGUCUGAUAAAGUUCUCAAAUCCAAGAAAAUCAAGCAGGCUAACAAGUCGAGCAAACCACUUCUUGAAAGGCAACGCCGAGCAAGAAUUAACAACAGUCUUAACGAGCUAAAGCACCUCGUUCUGUCUUCACUUUAUCAAGGCUGUCCGCAAGCCGAAAAGAACGGCGAAAAGAUGGAAAAAGCAGAGAUUUUGGAAUUGACUGUGAAUUUCCUAAAGCUCGCUAAAAGCCGAAGACAUUAUGGUCUUAGAGCAGUUGAGUUAAACCAUGGCAAAYUCARUCCAUCUCCUCAAGAUUACUUUGCCAGAAUGGAAAAUACCUUGCCACGAUGCAGCGAGCAAGUGCUGGCGUCACACGGCGUCCAACCAGUCAUUCCUCCUUGCUCAAUUGCGAGAGCUACAACGUCUGUUGACAAUGAAACUUGCUGUACUGUUCAACCUUGCCUAGGAUAUCAGAUAUCGACGUCAUAUUCGCCGGUUUCUCAGCUUUCAGUUCCAUCGCUUUCGACAAGCAAAAUGUCUGCGCGGUACCAACCACCAACCCCAACCGCUUCGUAUCUUCAUGUACGGCCCUCAAGCAAAGUCCAAGUUUGGCGACCGUGGUAAAUCAAAAAUGUUUUAUCAAAAGAAUUGCAUUUUAUACUGAUAGCUAUGAGAAUUUCGUUUAUGAAAGAUGUGAAAACUUUGUCUCGGAAUCAAUCUUGUCGUUUGUUUCUGUAAAUAUUAUAGAGUUGUAAAUAUUAUAGAGAAUUUUAUAAUGAUCGUAGGAAUCAGCUUAUAAUAACAGUUGAUAAUUAAUUCACUAUUUGUAAAUAUACAUUAAA
Molecule: messenger RNA, 900 nt
Organism: Exaiptasia diaphana
Lineage: Eukaryota; Metazoa; Cnidaria; Anthozoa; Actiniaria; Aiptasiidae
Product: transcription factor HES-2
Exons: 4
Coding region: 20-682 (220 amino acids)
Biological process (GO): regulation of transcription by RNA polymerase II; anterior/posterior pattern specification; regulation of neurogenesis
Cellular component (GO): nucleus
Molecular function (GO): protein dimerization activity; RNA polymerase II cis-regulatory region sequence-specific DNA binding; DNA-binding transcription factor activity, RNA polymerase II-specific
Source: RefSeq, a predicted model, not a curated record